Messenger RNA from Contarinia nasturtii (swede midge), 2228 nucleotides. It is a transcript of the gene mtDNA-helicase, whose product is annotated as twinkle protein, mitochondrial. NCBI's taxonomy places the organism in Eukaryota, Metazoa, Arthropoda, Insecta, Diptera, Cecidomyiidae. The record is from RefSeq and is a predicted model, not a curated record. Gene Ontology annotation, molecular function: single-stranded DNA binding; 5'-3' DNA helicase activity; ATP binding. Gene Ontology annotation, biological process: mitochondrial DNA replication. The coding region runs from base 164 to 2092 and encodes 642 amino acids. Gene Ontology annotation, cellular component: mitochondrion. The transcript is spliced from 5 exons.
UUCCAUUACAUUUUUUGAAUACAGAGUUGUUGUUUUGAUUUCGGUUGAGAAUUUUAGCGUGCAUAUUAUUUGCGUGCAUCAGCUAAAUUCGUCCAAUCACAUUGUAUAGAUGGACACAAAGGAUUUUCCGAUCAAAAAGAAAUUAUAUUAAUUCGUUGUUAUUAUGUUUAUAAGACUGAAUUUAUUGCGACACAAUGGUGGAUCGAGUGUACAAUGGCCUAGAAAACUAUUCGAAGAAAAUAAAUUUCGAACUAGAUUAAAAAUUGUGCGAAAUUGCAGUGAUAUAAAAUGUAAUGAGGAACGAUUUUUCGGUAGUCAAGAUGGUGGCAUUGUUAUACCAUCUACACUGAAAGUUAGGCAAACAAUUAAAUCGGGAUUUUAUGAUUAUGUCGAUGGAUUUACUUGCAUUCAAACAUCAUGCCCAACAUGCCAGCCAGAUAACGAGCAAAAAACCACAAAUAUUCCAGAUAAAAAAGUCAUCGAUAACAAAUGCCUGUACAUCAAUAAAACAACAGGUGAUGUAGUAUGUUCAAAGUGCCAACACAUCUUUAGUUUUAGUGCUGUUGAAAAGUUUUUUUCCAAAUCGUAUCGUUCAACCAUCGAUAUGGAACGUGCUCGUGAUUUAUUUUUGCGAUCAAAACCAAAGAUAUCUAUUCAAAAGUCGUAUCAAAUUCCAAAAGAUGCAAUACCAAUAACUGAGAUUGGAAACGAUGAAAUACAGGAGAUUAUUGAACAUUUAGGUCUGCAUGAUAUUGAAUUAAGUGUCCUUCAAAAUGUACAAGCAUUUUGCCAUGCAAAACGAAAAACAUUGUACUUUCCAAUGCUGGACGUUCAUUCAAAUAUUAUUGGAUACAAAAAACUCUCGCGCCUACUCGAAUCAAAGUUGACUGAAACAACAAUACCCGAAAAGAAUAGUUUUGGAGCUGUUAUAUUUCCGCCAAUUAUCAAACGUGGAUUUAGAGAUCAAAGAACUGCCAUCCUUGUUGUGAAUAUGAUGGAUGCACUGGCCUUAAGAAUGGAAAAGACCAAUGUGACGAUCAUUUGUCUUCCAUAUGGAUUUAAAACACUGCCGCAAGAAUGUUUACCAUUAUUUGAAUCGUAUGCAAAGUUGAUUCUUUGGUUUGACUAUAAUUCCGUUGGAUGGGACAUGGCAAAAAUGUUUGCCAAAAAACUUGAUGAAAAACGUUGCCAUUUCAUACGUCCGACUGAAAAUACUCCAACGCCAUACGUAGCCAUUCAACAAUCGAUUCCAACUAAAACCAUUUUAACGGCUGCACAACCAAUCGUACAUAAAGCCGUCACCACAUUUCGAGCACUUCGUCAAGAUGUGCUUAGUGAUAUACAGAAUAUAGAUAAAGUGCAGGGAAUCAAAUGGAAUCGAUAUCCAACAUUAAAUAAAUACCUCAAAGGUCAUCGACGCGGUGAAUUAACCAUCUUAACUGGGCCAACUGGCUGUGGAAAAACGACAUUUAUGGCCGAAUACUCUUUGGAUUUAUCAAUGCAAGGUGUGAACACAUUAUGGGGAUCGUUUGAAAUUCGAAAUACACUGUUGGCGCGAACAUUGCUACAACAAAUGGCACGAAAACCACUUGAUGAAAAUAUUGAAGAAUUUGACACAUGGGCCAAUCAAUUCGAACAACUUCCAAUGUAUUUUAUGACAUUUUAUGGACAACAAACGCUCAAAAUUGUUAUGGAGGCCAUUGAACAUUCACAAUAUGUACACGAUAUACAUCACGUAAUCAUUGACAAUUUACAAUUUAUGAUGGGCACCAGCGAUCCACGCUCAUUGGACAAAUAUUGGAGACAAGACGAAAUUAUAGCAGCCUUUCGAACAUUUGCCACAAAACGAAAUUGCCAUGUGACACUUGUGAUUCAUCCACGGAAGGAACGCAAUGACGAAGAUCUAACAAUGAAUUCAAUUUUCGGUAGUGCAAAGGCAACUCAGGAAGCGGAUAAUGUGCUCAUCAUUCAAGAUAAGCGGUUGGUUUCGGUGAAAGGGAAAAAGUAUUUACAAAUAGCUAAGAAUCGUUUCAGUGGUGAUUUAGGCAUAAUGAUGUUGAAUUUUGACCGUGACGCUCUCAGCUAUGCAUAAAAAAAGUGAUGUUUAUGAUAAUAAUGCAUUUAUAUUAUCAUGUCGAUCGACUGAAUUUGUACAAUGUAAUUGACUCAAAUAAAUUCAUUGAGCAUGUUUAUUUCUCUUUUUAUGUUUGCUUACACAAACAAAAUUG